Molecule: messenger RNA, 1206 nt
Organism: Trichomonas vaginalis G3
Lineage: Eukaryota; Parabasalia; Trichomonadida; Trichomonadidae
Product: positive regulation of histone acetylation
Exons: 1
Coding region: 1-1206 (401 amino acids)
Biological process (GO): chromatin remodeling; regulation of transcription by RNA polymerase II
Cellular component (GO): nucleus
Molecular function (GO): chromatin binding; transcription coactivator activity
Source: RefSeq, a predicted model, not a curated record
AUGGAUAAAAAGAAGCAAACUCAUGACUACAUGCACUGUUUUCAUUGUAGAAAAAAUCUCACAGAUGAAGACUGUCACAUGGUUUUUAUGCAAGAUAAAAAAAUCAGUGUUUGUCUCGAUUGUUUUAGCGCAAAAUAUCCUUUAACAGAAUUUAAGGAUCGUCCUAGACAAAAUUCUAUUGCAUAUGUUGCAGUUAAUAAAGAGACAACAAAUGUUUUUACAAAAGAUUGGGAUUUAAACGAUGAAGCUUUAUUAUUAGGAUGUAUAAAUAGUUUAGGCGUAGGAAACUGGAAUGAUAUAGCGAAACGAAUUCCUAAUCAUGAUCCUGUUGAUAUUCAAACACAUUACACUAAUAUUUAUCUAAAAUCAAAAACAGCUCCUUUAGCUAUAUUUCCUGAUGAAGAUAAAAUACCAGAAACAUUUCCAAAACCACCUGUUCCUGAAUAUACUACAGAAGCGCAAAGCUCUAAUCCAGAAUUACCAAAUCAUAACAGAUAUAUGCCAAAGCGACACGAAUUUGGCGAAGAAUUCAUCGAUAAUGCUGAAGAACUUGUCUCAGGCCUCACAUUUUCUUACUCAGACGAUAAGAAUUCCUUUAAAAAGAAAAUUAAUCAAUUAAAUCUAUACAAUAACCAUUUAGAAGAGCGUGUAAUCCGUACCAAAGUGCUUGAAGACUUUCAAUUGAUAGAAAAUAAUACUCCAAAUCUUGGAGGAAUGACAGAAUCUCAAAUGGCAAAAGAUAAAACGAUGUUUUUGUUUGCGCCCUACUUAGAUAAGAAGUAUCUUAAAGAUAAUAUCAAUAAGAUGCAUCAAAGCGAAGCAAUUUUCUCUCAAAUUCAAAAUUGUCAUAAAUAUCUUGCAGAAGGGGUCAAAACAUUCCAAGAAGGCAAGCUUGUCGACAAUUUAGAGAAAUGCGUGCACAACGGAGAGAUUUCCGAAGUAGAAAUUUGGAAUCAUUACAUUUCAUUGCUAGAACAGCGUCAGGUUGAUACAUUUCCUGAUGAUUUAAGUAAUGAUGAACACCAGUUCAUAGAAACCAAUCGAAUUCCUAUUCCAAAAUACAUGGCUUUGAAAGAUUUGAUAAUUCGUGAGUUUUCUGUUGAUCAAAACUUGACACUUAAAGAUGCCAUUGCAUUGUCACCUGAAUAUGAAGAAGACAUAAAGAAUAUUUAUGAAUUUUUCAAAGAUCAAGGCUGGGUCUACUAA